CCGAGGCCACCAAGAUCGACUACGAGAAGAAGAUCGUCUACAUCAACGACGACUCGCCCAUCAAGGGCGACAUGGCCCAGAGCGAGGUGCCCUUUGACAUGCUGGUCGUCGGUGUCGGCGCCGAGAAUGCCACGUUUGGUGCGUCGCUCCCCCUCCCCCGCCGCCCUGCCUGCCGCAGCACCGCUAACUCGAACAGGCAUCCCCGGUGUGCGCGAGAACGGCCUCUUCCUCAAGGAGGUCGGCGACGCCCAGCGCAUCCGCAACCGCAUCAUGGACUGCUGCGAGUCGGCCACGUUCAAGGACCAGUCGGACGAGGAGAAGCAGCGCCUGCUGCACAUGGUCGUCGUCGGCGGCGGUCCUACCGGCGUCGAGUUUGCUGGCGAGCUGCAGGACUUCUUCCACUCGGACCUGAAGAAGUGGCUCCCGGAGAUCCAGGACAACUUCCGCGUCACCCUCGUCGAAGCCCUGCCCAACGUCCUGCCCAUGUUCUCCAAGCAGCUCAUCGACUACACCGAGCAGACGUUCAAGGAGGAGACCAUCUCCAUCCGGACAAAGACCAUGGUCAAGAGGGUCACGGAAAAGUACAUCGAGGCUGAAUCCGUCGGGCCCGACGGCAAGAAGAAGCUCGAGAAGAUUCCCUUUGGCCUGCUGGUGUGGGCUACCGGCAACGCUCUCCGACCCCUCGUCAAGGAUCUCAUCAACCAGAUCCCCGCGCAGAAGGAUUCGCGCCGUGGCCUCGCCGUCAACGAGUACCUCGUCGUCAAGGGCACUGAGAACGUGUGGGCUGUCGGCGACUGCGCCGUAGCCAACUACGCCCCCACUGCCCAGGUCGCCGCCCAAGAAGGUGCCUUCCUCGCCCGCAUGUUCAACCAAAUGGCAAAGACGCAGGACAUCGAGUCCCAGCUCGAGGAGCUCUCGGAAGUCCAGGAAAAGGCCCCCAGCAAAGAGACGCGCAAUCAUGCUUUCGAGGAGAUCAAGAGCUUGCAGAAGAGCCUCAGGAGGGUGAAGCAGAUUGGACCUUUUGAGUACUCGCACCAGGGCUCCCUUGCCUACAUUGGAUCCGAAAAGGCCGUGGCCGAUAUCUCGUGGUUCUCGGGUAACAUUGCCAGCGGCGGCACCGUGACGUAUAUUUUCUGGCGCAGCGCCUACCUCAGCAUGUGCUUCAGCACCCGCAACAGGAUCCUCGUGCUCAUGGAUUGGGCCAAAGCAAAGGUCUUUGGUCGUGACGUCUCACGUGUCUAACGCACACACACACACACUCUCUCUCUCUCUCUCUCCUAGCCACUGUGUUCCCGGUUCCUUGUCCCAGGGUUUUCUGUACGACAACGACCAUGUCGUGUAUAGAGUAUAGUGUAUUCAGCUUCUGGUUUCUUCGUCCGACAUACCAGCUUCUCUUCCUUCCCUCUUUUCUUCCAUCUCUUUGGUGGUCCAGCAGCUCCUUCCGCCGUGUAUAGAAUUUGCGUUUGGCCUUUUGGAUCCUGGUUUGGUGUGUUUUCCGUUCUGAUUUGCGUUUGUUCGAAUAGACGAAAAGAGGGAGUUUCAACAUCGGCAUGGGUUAGAUAGAGGCCACGUCUCUUUUUUGUAGUAGGCAAUGUGGAAAUCUUAACUACUGGAGUGGUGUGACAUGACAUGAUAUGACAUGGCAUGACAUGAUCAUGACA
Molecule: messenger RNA, 1661 nt
Organism: Dothidotthia symphoricarpi CBS 119687
Lineage: Eukaryota; Fungi; Ascomycota; Dothideomycetes; Pleosporales; Dothidotthiaceae
Product: FAD/NAD(P)-binding domain-containing protein
Exons: 1
Coding region: 127-1242 (371 amino acids)
Molecular function (GO): NADH dehydrogenase activity
Source: RefSeq, a predicted model, not a curated record